Pollicipes pollicipes is the source of this 1276-nucleotide messenger RNA. Its product is annotated as cytoplasmic dynein 2 light intermediate chain 1. Gene Ontology annotation, biological process: intraciliary retrograde transport; intraciliary transport involved in cilium assembly. Lineage: Eukaryota; Metazoa; Arthropoda; Thecostraca; Pollicipedomorpha; Pollicipedidae. Bases 209 to 1195 code for a protein of 328 amino acids. The record is from RefSeq and is a predicted model, not a curated record. The transcript is spliced from 10 exons. Gene Ontology annotation, cellular component: axoneme; cytoplasmic dynein complex; ciliary basal body. Gene Ontology annotation, molecular function: dynein heavy chain binding.
CGGCUCACGGCCGGGCUCGGAGCCACCGGAGGGCGUCGGCGACGGCCACACCGGCGCGGCCAGCUCACGCGCCGUCACGCCGGCCGGCGACCCAAAGCUUUUGCCAAGGCAGAGCAUCAAACCUGAAGACCUGGAGAAGCCACUUAAAGAAGCGCCGGAGGAGGAGUUCGAGUUUCAAGGCGAGAAUAUCUGGGUGAUCGCCGAGAAGAUGAACCAGGCUCGCAUCCUGCGCGGCUUCCAGCUCUCUGAGGCGCAGAGCGUCGAGACCACGCUGCUCUUCGUCGGCGGCAAGCAGGCGGGAAAGUCGAGCAUAAUUCACAAGUUUCUGGAUCGCGAGGAAGCGCCAAAGAAGACGCUGGGAUUGGAGUACUCAUAUGGUCGCAAGGCAGGCAAAAGCGUGCUGAAGGACGUGUGCCACAUCUGGGAGCUGGGCGGCGGCACCACUUACACGCCGCUGCUGGAGACGCCGCUGGAGGCCGAGAGGCUGCCCACUGUCGCCAUCUUCCUGGUGAUCGACCUCAACAAGCCACAGAGCAUGUGGUUCACGCUGGAGACCAUGCUUCAGGUGCUGCGGGAGAACCUGGACACGGAGAUCGGCAGCGGAGUGGGCCGAGAAAUGAAGCUGAAAGAACGACUGAAACGCGCCACAGACCUACGGGUUCCACCGGACCACCAGGACUACGCCCAGAUGCGGCCGUUCCCGGUGCCGCUGAUCAUCUUCGGGAGCCACUACGACGCAUUCCAAGACUGGGACCCGGAGAAGAAGAAGCUGGUUUGCCGCACGCUUCGCUACGUGGCCCACGUCAACGGGGCGUCGCUGCAGUUCUUCUCCAGCACCGACUCGGCCCUGGUCAAGAAGGCCAAGGAGCUGAUUGGCCAGUACGCUUUCGGAGGCGUCACCAGCGGCCAGCUGGCGCAGGACUACAACAAGCCGCUGCUGGUUCCCGCCGGCGCCGACUCGCUAGCCGGCAUACUGGGCGUCGGCGCCGACGCCAGCCAAAGCGCCGUCAAGAACGCGUUCGUCGCUCAGUACCCGCAGGAUGCCAACAGCUCCAAUGUGCUGCCGGAGGAUCCAGCCAAGGACCUCAACUUCCGCGAGAGCGAGAUCGAUCAGCUGAGGGCGCAGAAGGAUCAGGAGCUGGAGCGGCUGCGCCGGGAGCUGGAGCGCCGCAGACGCUGGGGUGAAGAGCUGUGAGGCAGCACCGGAUGGGCCGCAACAGGGACUCGAUCCGUCCAGAGCCGACGCCGCGCCGUCUGCCCUGCACUUGGCGCCAGG